Messenger RNA from Cetraspora pellucida, 1505 nucleotides. Lineage: Eukaryota; Fungi; Glomeromycota; Glomeromycetes; Diversisporales; Gigasporaceae. The record is from the annotation of a GenBank genome assembly.
AACCAGAACCUGAGUACACAUUGGACUUUGUAAUCUCAUCUGAAUCCGAAGCUUUAUCGGAACCUGAAGCCCUAUUAGAACCUGAAGCCCUAUUAGAACCUGAAGCCUCAUUGGAACCUGAGUCCCCAUUGGAACCUGAGUCUCUGUUGGAACCUGAAUCCCUGUUGAGACCUGAAUUCCUGUUGGGACCUAAAUUCCUGUUGGGACCUGAAUCCCCGUUGGGACCUGAAUCCCUAUUGGGACCUGAAUUCUCAUUGGAACCUGAAUCCUUGUUGGAACCUGAAUCCCUGUUGGAAUCUGAAUCCCCGUUGGAACCUGAAUCUCCACUGGAACCUGAAUCUCCACUAGAACCUGAAUCCCCAUUAGAGUCGCUUUUUCAGUAUAGCCAGGAUUAUGCCUCUCUUGAGGCCUUUAAAUAUAUUUCUGAUCAAUACGCUGAAGCAAGUGGAUUUAAAGUGAUUUUCUUAAAGGGUAACAAUCGUAGCGAUGGCUUGCGCACUACUCAAGUUUUUGCCUGCGAUUGCUCUGGUGUCACAAAUAAUGGUCUUUCUUACUGUACUGCUGGUGUGUUACUUCAGAAUAAAACGUCCUCAAGUUUUGAGUGGCUUUUUGAAUCCUUUGUUCAUAUUUUUGGCACCGCACCUUAUACUAUUCUUAUGGAUAAUAAUCUCGCAAUGUCCGAUGCUAUCUGUUCAGUCUUUACCAAUAAGCAUGAAAAUGAUAACUAUGCUGAAGCAAAGUCGUACCUGGAAGCUCUUAGUCAAUGGCGUGAAUGUUGGGCCCUGGCAUAUUUAAAGAAUUACUUUUUCGCUAAUAUGUCGUCAACACAAAGAGAGGAAUCGAUGAAUAGUUUGUUAAAAGGGUUUAUCGAUUGUAAGACAAGGCUUACAGAAUUUUUGGCCAUCUUUGAACAUGCACUUGAUCUCUGUGAAGAGGCUGAGCAUAUUUCUGUCUACAAGGAGCUUAAAAAAUUUGAGGCUGAGUGGAGUGCGAAAGAUGCAUAUGUGUGUGAAGAAAUAACUGAUUAUAAUGAUGUGCAUUGUUUCAAAUUGUCACAUUAUGAAAGGCCUGACGUUAUAUGUCAGGUUUACUAUAAUGGUCGUGUACUUUCUUGUUGCUGCUGUAAUCUUGAGUUUGCUGGGAUAGUUUGUUGGCAUUCUCUUGCAGUUGCAGUUUGUCUAUCUCUCACUUAUCUCGAUCCUGUUCACUUUCCAAAACGAUGGCAAAAAGAUCUGCCCGAGUUGGAGCUUACAAAAGACUAUGUCAAUUUUUAUAGCUGUUUACAAUCACAAGUUUCAGGAAUUUUAGCAUCGCAUAAAUCAUCUGGUGAAGGGGAAAUUGCAAGCAAAAUUGCAAUGGACUCUGAUAAAUGUGCAGAUUUUACGUUGUACCUCGAGAAGUAUUUAGAAGCGAUAUAUUCUGUUGACGAUGAUCUUGGUUCUACUUCAGCAUCCCUGGAGCUUCCAAUAAUCAACAAUCCUAUAAAGAGCAAGGCUGGUGGAUGA